AUGCGUCAAUUCCCCGGCAUCGCCGCUGGCAUCGCCCUAGCAGCCUCCCACGCCGCGGCCGGCUCUUCGGUUGCCUCUCUCUGCACCGUCUCCCACGUCCAGUCCGCCCUCCCUGCCAAUGGCACCCUCCUCGGCAUCGACAUGCUGCCCUCGUCCGUGACAGCCACGACCACCAACACGACCUCGGGCGAGUACUGCAAAGUCGCCGUCUCGUACGUGCACACCGGGACCACGGACGAGAUCGUCCUCAACUACGGCUUCCCCAGCCCCGAUGCCUUCAAGAACCGUUUCUACGUUGCCGGUGGGUUUGGAUACUCCCUCAACUCGGACGUUACCGGCGGGCUCGAGUAUGGGGCUGUCUCUGGUGCGACCGACGCGGGAUACGGUGCGCUGACCGGGACCACCGUCGACGAGGUCAACCUUCUCGGUAACGGUACGAUCAACUGGGAUCCCAUCUUCAUGUUCGCGUACCAGGGUCUCGGCGAGAUGACGACCAUCGGCAAGCCACUGACCCGCGCCUUCUAUGGCCUUGACGAUGACGCCAAGGUUUACACAUACUAUGAAGGGUGUUCGGAUGGUGGUCGACAGGGCAUGAGCCAGGUGCAGCGGUACGGCGAUGAGUAUGAUGGAGUUGUCGUCGGUGCACCUGCAUUCAGGUAUGGUCAACAACAAGUGAAUCAUUUGUUCAGCAGCGUCGUGGAACAGACGUUGGACUACUACCCGCCGACAUGCGAGCUCGCAAAGAUUGUCAAUGCGACCAUCAGCGCUUGCGACCCCCUUGACGGUCGCAGCGACGGCGUCAUCUCGCGCUCGGAUCUCUGCCAGGAGCAGUUUGACCUCACCUCUAUAAUAGGCGAGUCGUACCACUGCGCGGCGACAACGUCCACAUCCCUGGGCUUCAACUUUGGCAAGCGAAACGACGGAACCAGCUCCUCCACCACUCCUGAGCAAUCCGGAAAGGUCACAGCCCAGGGGGUGGCCGUCGCUCAAGCCAUCUACGACGGCCUCUUCAACAGCAACGGCGACCGCGCGUACCUUUCUUACCGCAUCGGCUCCAAGUUCACUGACGCCGAAACAACGUACGACAACACCACGCAGACCUGGGGCGUCAGCAUCCCCUCAACCGGAGGCGAGUUCGUCGCCCGUUUCAUCGAGCUCCUGGACAUUGACAACCUCUCCACGCUGGACAACAUCACCUACGACACGCUUGUCUCCUGGAUGGACACGGCGAUGACGCGGUACAUGGAUACUCUGCAGACCACCCUCCCCGAUCUAAGCACCUUCCUAUCCUCCGGCGGCAAGAUGAUCCACUACCACGGCGAGGCAGACCCCAGCGUUCCCACCGCCUCCUCCGUGCACUACUGGCAGUCCGUCCUGGACAUCAUGUACCCGCAUCUCAGCUCCUCCGAGGCCCAGGAGAAGCUGAAGGAGUGGUACCAGCUUUUCAUCAUCCCGGGUGCAUCUCACUGCGCGUCGAACUCGCUGCAGCCCAACGGGCCCUUCCCGCAGGAUAACAUGGCCACGAUCAUCCGGUGGGUUGAGGAGGGCGUGCAGCCCACUGGUCUGAAUGCCACUGUCACCGAAGGCAAUUAUUCGGGCGAGGUCCAGAGCCUCUGCCAGUUCCCUAAGCGGCCGAUGUGGAAGAAGGGUGCGUGGGAGUGUGUGGCUGAUGAGAAGGGGGCCGAGACGUUCCAGUACACCUUCCCUGCGUUCAAGGUGCCUGUUUACUAG
Aspergillus mulundensis is the source of this 1731-nucleotide messenger RNA. RefSeq lists its product as uncharacterized. Bases 1 to 1731 code for a protein of 576 amino acids. The transcript has a single exon. NCBI's taxonomy places the organism in Eukaryota, Fungi, Ascomycota, Eurotiomycetes, Eurotiales, Aspergillaceae. The record is from RefSeq and is a predicted model, not a curated record.